UUUAUUUCUAAUGGCUACCCUAUUCACUCCCGCUAUCGUCUUUAAAGUACGAAGGUGCCAACCCGAGCUAGUUGUUCCAGUGAAGCCUACACCCCAUGAAUUUAAGCAACUUUCUGACAUUGAUGACCAAGAAAGCCUUAGAUUUCAUAUUCCAAUAAUACAAUUCUAUCAACAUAAUCCAAGCAUGGAAGGGAAAGAUCCAGCAAAAGUGAUAAAGGAGGCAAUUGCAGAGAUGUUGGUGUUUUACUAUCCUUUUGCAGGCAGGUUGAGGGAAGGACCUGGUCGAAAGUUGUUUGUGGAAUGUACAGGUGAAGGGAUUUUGUUCAUUGAAGCUGAUGCAGAUGUGUCUCUAGAAGAGUUUGGUGAUGCUCCUCAUCCGCCAUUUCCAUGUUUGGAGGAGCUUCUCUAUGACGUUCCAAGCUCGAGUGGGAUUCUUAAUUGUCCAUUAUUACUCAUCCAGGUGACACGACUCAAAUGCGGUGGUUUCAUCUUUGCACUUCGUCUUAAUCAUACGAUGAGUGAUGCCUUUGGACUCGUCCAAUUCAUGACGGCUGUAGCUGAGAUGGGUCGUGCUGAACGAGCUCCUUCUGUCCUUCCAGUGUGGCAAAGAGCCCUCUUAAACGCAAGGGACCCUCCAACUGUGACUUGCAUCCACCAUGAGUACGAUGAAGUUGCCAUCGUGAGAGGCACCAUCAUCUCAUUCAACGACAUGGUUCACCGCUCCUUCUUCUUCAACCCAUCCAAAAUAUCUGUCAUUCGUAAAACUUUGCCUGCUCACCUCCGCCAUUGCUCCUUCUUCGAAGUCCUCACAGCCUACCUUUGGCGCCUUCGUACCAUAUCCCUUCCACCUGAUCCAAAGGAGGAAAUGCGACUUCUUUGCACCGUGAACUCUCGCUCCAAGUUCAACCCUCCUCUGCCAUCGGGGUAUUAUGGCAAUGCAUUUACCUUCCCAGUGGCACUCACCACCGCUGCCAAGCUUUGCCACAACCCACUCGGCUAUGCUGUGGGACUCGUACGAAAGGCAAAGGCAGAGGUGACAGAGGAGUACAUAAAGUCUGUGGCAGAUCUUAUGGUGACCAAAGGGCGGCCUCAUUUCAGUGUGGUCGGGUCAUACCUUGUGUCGGACGUGACAAGAGCCGGGUUCGAGGAGGUGCACUUCGGGUGGGGGAAGGCUGUUUACGGCGGACCAGCGAAGGGAGGGGUCGGACCGAUCCCCAAUCUGGCAAGCUUUUAUGUACCAUUCAAGAACAGUAAAGGGGAGAAGGGGAUUUUGGUGCCUCUGUGCUUGCCCACUCCAGCCAUGGAAAGAUUUGUUGCAGAACUUGAUGCCUCGUUGAAAAAGAUGGAACAAACUAUUGAAGUUGAAAGCCAUAAGCCACCAUUAUUCAUUGCCUCUGCACUUUAAAUACCAAGAAACCAUGCAAAUCCAUCCAAUAUGACUCUGCAAAUGAAAAUAUAUAUG
Molecule: messenger RNA, 1462 nt
Organism: Momordica charantia (bitter melon)
Lineage: Eukaryota; Viridiplantae; Streptophyta; Magnoliopsida; Cucurbitales; Cucurbitaceae
Product: benzyl alcohol O-benzoyltransferase
Source: RefSeq, a predicted model, not a curated record